CUCGAGAGUUAAAUUGCAGUGUAAUGGAGAACUCGCCUGCAAAUCAACUUCCUGAAGUGGAUUCAUUGCCAGACGGUUUUGUCGAGAGUUCAGCGGAACCAAUGGCUCCUCGAACUCCAACAUCAGAACAGGAGAAGAAUGACGCAGAUUACAAGGACACAUUGUCGGAACUUGAUCUUUCCAAUGAAUCCAGACAUGAGUUGGCUUCGGCUUCCCCUGACUCCUCUGCGGUGAAUGAUAUUCGAUUGGCCGAGAGCAAGGCCGAGACGACAGAGAAGACUAGGACGUUCCCUGUACCAUUGUCUGAGAAGGAUAGCCUCGACGCUUGUGGGGAUUCACUGGAUGCAGCCGGGAAGGUUUGUGUCGGAGACAGUGAAGUUGGAUCAAACAUGCAUGAAAUGGCCAACUCUGCUGCGGAGUCUUCAGAGAUGGUGUCCUCAUACAACGAGCUUACCACGGAUCCAUCACAUAUUGAAGGGGCCUGCCAAAUUUCCGAUAGACUAACUGAAGGUUGCUCAGAGUUGCAAGCUACCAAUCUUAAGGAAAGAUCUGCACCAGAAAACACUGAAUCUCAGAGGAACCGAAAGCUAACUCAGGAAACUGCUGAAGGAAAACGCAAAAGCGGGAAGCGUAGCUUGAAGUCUGAGAAGGAGUUCCUGGAGUUUACUUUGAAGUAUCAACAAGUUAUUGCAGAACGAGAUGCAGCCAUUGCUGUGCGGGAUAAGCUGGAAUCACUAUGCAGGGAGUUGCAACGACAAAAUAAAAUGCUAAUGGAUGAGUGCAAAAGAGUCUCAACGGAAGGGCAAAGCAUCAGGCAAGAUCUUUCUACAAAGUUCCAUGAUGCAAUUAAGGAUGUAAGCAAUAAGCUUGAAGAGCAGAAGGAUGAAUGCCUCUCUCAACUCAAGGAGAAUGAGAUGCUAAGAAACAAGUUGAAGCUUCUUGCGGAUCAAUAUGCCAUCACUGAACAACAAUUUACUCAUAAGUUGAAGCAGAAAACCCUGGAACUUCAGAUUGCUGAUCUUAAAAUUCACCAACAUGAGGAGAAGUUGACCCAGGAACAAUCUCAGAUGAAAUUGUAUGCUGAACAGGUGUCACAACUACUCGCAACUGAAAAGAAUCUGCGGUUACAGUUAGCAGCUGAUGGGGAAAAGUUUCAGCAAUUCCAGGACGCGUUGUCAAAGAGCAAUGAAGUCUUUGAAACAUUUAAGCAGGAGAUUGAGAAGAUGGCAAAAUCAAUAAAGGAGCUUAAGAAGGAAAAUGUUUUCUUGAAGAGCAAAUGUGAGAAGUCUGAUUUUACGCUAAUAGAACUCGUUGAGGAGCGUGAGCAUCAGAAGAAACAGUUGGAGAAAAUGAAGAAUCAGAAGGAGAAGCUUGAAUCUUUGUGUCGGUCACUACAGGCCGAAAGAAAGCAGGUGUCACUUGGAAGUAACAAUACUAACGAUGUUCCUGUUGAAGUCAAAAUGGUUUCCCCCACAGCAGAAUCCUGAAACAAUUUAUUGUAAUUUACAUUGCUGAAUUGUCUAGGGAAUUUCAGCAU
Molecule: messenger RNA, 1537 nt
Organism: Telopea speciosissima
Lineage: Eukaryota; Viridiplantae; Streptophyta; Magnoliopsida; Proteales; Proteaceae
Product: alpha-taxilin
Exons: 11
Coding region: 24-1487 (487 amino acids)
Molecular function (GO): syntaxin binding
Source: RefSeq, a predicted model, not a curated record